Messenger RNA from Vicia villosa (hairy vetch), 4125 nucleotides. Its product is annotated as G-type lectin S-receptor-like serine/threonine-protein kinase RKS1. Gene Ontology annotation, biological process: protein phosphorylation; recognition of pollen. The record is from RefSeq and is a predicted model, not a curated record. The coding region runs from base 208 to 2757 and encodes 849 amino acids. NCBI's taxonomy places the organism in Eukaryota, Viridiplantae, Streptophyta, Magnoliopsida, Fabales, Fabaceae. Gene Ontology annotation, molecular function: ATP binding; protein serine/threonine kinase activity. The transcript is spliced from 7 exons.
AGUUAUAUCAUUAGGUGUCAGUGUUUCAUUGUUCCAUGGUGUUGAAAAAUAAUUAAGCAGCCAUCCAAAGACAAGACAUGAUAGUGACACAGGAAAGAGUUGAUGACUCCAAAAUCAAGUGUAUAAGUGAUUGUGUUGUUGAAGAGUAAGCUUUGGGUCAGUUUGAGUAUUUAUAUUUUACCAUGAUGUGUAUGAAAGAGGAACUCAAUGGAUUCUGCUAAAAAUCUUCUCUAUCUUGUUACAUCCCAAAAUCAUAAACACAAGUUUUGGUUGCUUAUUAACUCUUUGAUUCUACUCCUUAACUUCUCUUUUUCCUCUUGUUUUUCUGAUACCUUAACUACUGACAAGCCUAUAAGAGACGGUGAGCUCCUUGUUUCUAAAUCUAAAACGUUUGCACUUGGAUUCUUCACUCCUGGAAAAUCCACCUCUCGCUAUGUUGGAAUUUGGUACUACAAUUUGCCAAUCCAAACUGUUGUUUGGGUUGCAAAUAGAGAUAGUCCGAUCAAUGAUACUUCCGGAAUUCUAUCAAUCAACCCGAGUGGAAAUCUAGAACUCCACCACAACCUUAGCACCAUUCCCAUUUGGUCCACUAAUGUUUCAUUACCACAAUCACGAACAAAUAGCAGCAGUGUUGUUAUAGCUCAACUAUCGGAUAUAGCAAACUUUGUUCUGAUGGUAAACAGCACCAAAACUGUCAUCUGGGAAAGCUUUAAUUAUCCCACAGACACCAUGCUUCCAUAUCUAAAGGUUGGUUUUGAUAGAAAAACUAAUCAAAGCUGGUUCCUUCAAUCAUGGAAGACAGAUGAGGACCCUGGAAAAGGAGCAUUUACUAUUAAGUUCAGCACCAUUGGCAAACCUCAGGUGUUUAUGUACAACCGGAACCUUCCUUGGUGGCGUGGUGGACCAUGGAAUGGAGAACUUUUUGCAGGUAUACCUAAUAUGAAACGAGAUAUGGCCACCUUUAACGUUUCUUAUGUUGAAGAUGACAACUAUUCAGCUCUCUCAUUUAACAUGUUUGAUAAGUCUGUCAUUACUAGGAUAGUGGUUCAACAAUCUGGUUUCUUUCAAACAUUCACAUGGAACAGUCAAAAGAGUCAAUGGAACCGCUACUGGUCUGAACCAACAGACCAAUGUGAUAACUAUGGAACGUGUGGAUCAAACAGUAAUUGUGACCCUUUGAACUUUGACGACUUUAAGUGUACUUGUUUACUUGGUUUUGAACCAAAACUUCCACGUGAUUGGUAUGAGAGUAGAGAUGGGUCAGGAGGGUGUGUUAGGAAUAAAAAUGCAUCUGUUUGUAGGAAUGGAGAAGGGUUUGUCAAAGUUGUAAACUUGAAAGUUCCUGAUACAUCUGUGGCAGUUGCAAAAGGUGGUUUAAGUUUGGAAGAAUGUGAGAAAGAAUGCUUGAGAAACUGCUCUUGUGCUGCCUAUGCACCUGCUGAUGUGAGGAAUGGUGGAAGUGGGUGUUUGGCAUGGUAUGGGGAUUUAAUGGAUAUUCAAAAACUUAGUGAUCAAGGCCAGGAUUUGUUUUUACGCGUCGAUAAAGUUGAACUAGCUAAUUACUACAACAAAAGCAAAGGAGUCCUUGAUAAAAAGAGGUUGGCUGCAAUUCUGGUAGCUUCUAUAAUUGCAAUUGUCCUUCUCUUUUCCUAUGUGUAUUGCUUGUGGAAUAAAAAUAGGAAAGAUAAACUGAUGCGGCAAUUAAACCAAGAUUCCUCUGGAGAAGAGAACGGUGCUCAAAGCAACACACAUCCAAAUCUACCAUUUUUCAGCUUUAGAACGAUAACAACGGCUACAAGAAAUUUUAGUCAUGAGAAUAAGCUAGGGCAAGGUGGAUUUGGUUCUGUCUAUAAGGGUUGCUUAGUUAAUGGACAAGAGAUAGCAGUAAAAAGAUUGUCAAAAGAUUCAGGUCAAGGCAAAAAAGAGUUUAAAAAUGAAGUUACACUUUUAGUGAAACUUCAACACAGGAAUCUAGUGAGGUUGCUUGGUUGUUGCUUUGAGAAAGAAGAACGAAUGCUAAUUUAUGAAUACCUACCAAACAAAAGUCUAGACUUCUUUAUAUUUGAUCAAACCCAAAGAUCAUCAUUGGAUUGGGGUAAGCGUUUUGAAAUCAUUUGUGGGAUUGCUCGAGGUGUUUUAUAUCUUCAUCAAGAUUCAAGGCUGAAAAUAAUUCAUAGAGAUCUAAAAGCUAGCAACGUUCUCCUUGAUGCUGCAAUGAAUCCUAAAAUCUCAGAUUUUGGUAUGGCUAGAAUAUUUGGAGAAGAUGAAAUCCAAGCAAGAACAAAAAGAGUGGUUGGAACAUAUGGAUAUAUGGCACCAGAAUAUGCAAUGGAAGGACGAUAUUCAACAAAAUCCGAUGUCUUCAGUUACGGGGUCUUGCUACUAGAAAUUGUUGCUGGACAAAGAAACACACAUUGUGAAACAGGAAGAGCAUCCCCAAACUUAAUUGGACAUGUGUGGACACUAUGGACAGAGGGAAGACCCUUGGAUAUAGUUGAUCUAGUACUAAACCAGUCUUAUCCUGCUGAUGUAGUUCUAAAAUGCAUUCAAAUUGGACUCCUGUGUGUGCAAGAAAAUGCCAUGAAUAGACCAUCAAUGUUAGAAGUUGUUUUGAUGCUAGCCAAUGAAACAACUCUCUUCCCACCUCAAAAGCCUGCAUUUUUAUUAAUUGGAAACCAAGUUUUGCAAGAGUCUUCAACAUCAGGAGGAAGUUCUUCAAUAAAUGAAUUAACAGAAACUACCAUUAGUGCUCGUUAAAAGCUACGUUAAUGAAAUGUGUAAUUUUUGUUCAUACUUUUCAAUAAAGAAUUGAGUUUGCAGACAUUUCCAGAGGUUCCUUAGAAACAGGCAUGUUCAAUCACUUUGUGGUAUUGUAAAGUAAAUACUUGAGUAAGAGUCUGUUUCAAUAAGCUUAUCAAAUGAUUUUAUGGGGUCUGAAUAGUUAUUGUUGGAAAUUUCGCUUUCAUUGAGGUUCAUCACUGGUUGGGUAACUGCGACAUUUGUCUCGACUUCAUUGUAGCCUCCGACACCUUACUUGUGUUGGGUUUGAAGGGGUGGAUUGAGUCCCACAUUUCUAAAAGAUAUGACUUUUGUAGCGUUUAUAAAGUUUGGACAACCCUUGUCUUAGAAGCCGGUUUUAUAAGGAUGAGUUAAGUCUCACUCACACAGGUACUAUAGUAUCCGUCCCCGUACUGAGUAUAGUUUUUAUUUGCUACAGCAGGUCAUCCUGUUUGCUCUAUAAAUGACAAACAAUUAAUAGCUUUGUAACAAACUUUUUAUAAUAAUGAAAUUCAGUUACAAUAAAAAUGAAAAUUUAUAUUCUAUUUUUUAAUAUGGUAUUAGAUUGUUGAGUUGAUCCAUGGCGGCGAUUACUCCACCGGUAUCACCUCCCUUCUCCCCUUAGGUUUCCACUACUACGACACCGGAAGCGUCGUUUGCAACUGAUGAAUCACGGCGACUACACUUUUUGCUCAAGAUCAUGCAAAAUUUAGAAGAAAAGAAUUUUUAUCUUUUGCGCUAACAAGUGGAACCUUAUAUCAACGUGCGUGAUCUUACAGAUCUGGCAGUUUUCACUCGCAUUCUGCCUCAGCUCCUUGACGAUGAAGCUCGACAUACUGGUAAGAUCAAUCCUGCUUAUUCUGUUUGAAUUCAUAAGGAUCAGGUGUUGUUAUCGUGGCUUCAGUCAUUUCCAAAAACAAACACAUGCUAGAGCACCCCACCUAAGAGUUACACUAUCUGUUCAAGAUUAUCUUCUAAAAGUUAGCAUAAUUGUUGAUGCUCUAGCCACCAUUGGAGAUCAUAUUCCAACUUCUAUCCUUGAAGGAUUAGCGACUGAAUAUGCACAUGUGAAAGAAAACUUGGGGUUAUGGACAUUGACGAAGUUUAGAUCCUUCUUCUUGCUCAUGAACUUAUAUUUAUUGAAAGAUUUCGAAUAUGCAUAUUCGAACACUUGAAACAUCCUAGUUCGAAAAUGCAUAUCCGAAAAAAAGUUUCUUAAGUUUCUUCUACUUCAUUGGUAGUAGUUUUUCUGCAAGUGCCUUGGCUCAUCCGAACACAUCUAAAGUCAUCCAAAUAUAUUAUCAUAGCCUCUAAACGUGAACACUAACCUAUUUGACUUAUCUAAUG